Molecule: messenger RNA, 949 nt
Organism: Egretta garzetta (little egret)
Lineage: Eukaryota; Metazoa; Chordata; Aves; Pelecaniformes; Ardeidae
Gene: LAPTM4B
Product: lysosomal protein transmembrane 4 beta
Exons: 8
Coding region: 1-819 (272 amino acids)
Cellular component (GO): lysosomal membrane
Source: RefSeq, a predicted model, not a curated record
AUGGCUGGAGACCGGCACUCCUGCGGUGCCACUGGGGCCGGGACUGAUGACCCCAGGCUGAGCUGCAGUGGAAUCCUAGGCCAUGGAAUCCUAGGCCAUGGGCAGGGCUGUGGGGUGGCCCAAGGUGGGGCUGGGCAGGGCCAAACAAAGAUUUCAGUUCUCAGACCAGCUGCAUAUAUCAACAGGGAAUCACUUUAUCCUCUUGUCCUUGAUUAUGUGUCCGUGGAAGAUGCUACAUCAAUUAUCAAUUCAGUGGUAUUGCUGAUUCUGCUGAGCGCCCUGACUGAUCCUGACCAGUACCACCUAACCAGUGCUGAAUUAGGGGGUGAAUUUGAAUUUAUGGAUGAUGCCAACAUGUGCAUUGCCACAGCAAUUUCUCUUCUUAUGAUUCUGAUCUGUGCAAUGGCUACAUAUGGAGCAUAUAAGCAACAUGCGGCUUGGAUCAUACCUUUCUUCUGUUACCAGAUCUUUGACUUUGCUCUCAACACGUUGGUUGCCAUCAGUGUACUCGUCUACCCCAGCACGGUUCAGGACUACCUCCGCCAGCUGCCCACCAAUUUUCCCUCAAAGGAAGAGAUUAUGGCUGUGAACCCUACAUGUCUGGUUGUGAUUAUCCUCCUUUUCCUAAGUAUCAUUCUGGCUUUUAAGGGUUACUUGAUAAGCUGCGUGUGGAACUGUUACCGAUACAUUAAUGGCAGAAACAACUCAGAUGUGUUGGUCUACAUUACCACCAAUGACACUGCGGUCCUGUUGCCACCAUAUGAUGAUCCUGUGAAUGGAGCUGCUAAAGAUCCACCACCACCUUACGUGUCAGCAUAAGCGAGAGAGUGCUGCGUACCUAGGGAGGAUAGCUUUACUUUUCAGACAUCGGAGCAAUAGUUUGAUAAUUUCACUUCCAGGAUAAAAAUUCUAUGGGUUGUACAUUGCUGUUUUGCUGACAUAUUGAAAU